Molecule: messenger RNA, 660 nt
Organism: Brettanomyces bruxellensis
Lineage: Eukaryota; Fungi; Ascomycota; Pichiomycetes; Pichiales; Pichiaceae
Exons: 1
Coding region: 1-660 (219 amino acids)
Biological process (GO): protein ubiquitination
Molecular function (GO): ubiquitin protein ligase activity
Source: RefSeq, a predicted model, not a curated record
AUGCCGAAUGUCAUAUUUAACAGAAGGAGACUGGGAUUUGGCGCCAUAACAGGUUCGGUAUACUACAUAACAUCCUCAUGCAAUGUGAAAAUAUUUCUGAGGGGUUUAUAUGAAGGCCUUUCAUCAUUAUUCACACGAAUAGGGACAAUAAAUAUGUUUAUAAUUGCCUCUAUCCUUCUUAUGAGGUAUACACGCUUCAGCGGCUUUGUUUCCGCUAGUUUUAACCAACUAUGGAUUGGGGCUGUUGUGAAUUGCAUAUUCUUUUCCCUUAAACUGAUUACGCUAUUCAAACUUUUUAUAUCUAGUGCCAGAAACAUUAUCCGUCUUCGGAAGUUGGCUAUAAUUGAAUUUAAAAGCAAUCAGGCUACUUCGUCUCCCGAACAGGCAGAAAAUAAGAUUGAGCUUAUCAGAAGAAUGAAUAAUACAUGCCUUAUUUGCUUGGGAAGUCUGACAAAGAUGGAUAUUGAAGAUAAAUCAAAUAAAAUUCAGGAUAAGGGCACGGUAGGAUUCAACUGUGCAAAAAAGUCAAGAAGUCUGCUCAUUGACAAUAGCGCACAGCAAAUGGUGCUUUUAAAUUGCGGUCACGUCUUUCAUUACAAAUGCUUCAAAAAGUGGUUUAUGGGAUCUGGUACCUGCCCAUAUUGCAGGAGCAAGGUCUGA